GGCAUCUGUUGAGAAGGAGGUCCAGAGAUGAACCGGUGAGAAGAUCAAGCAAGAUUCAACUAAAAGACAGACAGGAGAGGCACAAGCUUUUGAGAGGUUGCUCGAUCUCAUGGAUUGGCAUCUCAAGAUACCUCCAUGGAACCCGGAAGAACUGGGCCGGGACGCCGAGCUGAGCGUAGGCUCGGCGGCGGUCGGGUCGAACAGCGGUUGCUUCGGGUUGCCAGACAAGACGAACGACCAAGCUGCUGCAUCGACGACGACGGCGGCGGCGUCUCCAUCUGGUCCAACGAAGAGGGCGCGAGCGCGAUCGCGAUCGCCGGCAAAUGGCGCGUCGUGCUCGGUCGAUGGGUGCACGGCAGAUCUUAGUAAGUGCAGGGAGUAUCACCGGCGUCAUAAGGUCUGCGAGGCGCACUCCAAGACGCCGGUGGUGGUGGUCCGCGGUCAGGAGCAGCGCUUCUGCCAGCAAUGCAGCAGGUUUCAUCUGCUACAAGAAUUCGAUGAGGUAAAGCGAAGCUGUAGGAGACGCCUUGAUGGGCAUAACAAGCGUCGAAGGAAGUCCCAACCAGAUUCUACAAACUCGGGAAGAUUGUUCUCAGAUCGCCAAGGAGGGGUUUCUACAUACCCUCUGGUAUAUCCAACUACUGCAGCAGAGUCAAACUGGGCUGGAGAUGUGAGAAGAACUGAGAAGAGAACUCCUCCACAACUCAUCAGCCACCAUAACUUUUCCAUCUCUUACAGCUUUGGCGGAGAGAGAAAGCAGCUGCACAUCUUUCAGGAUGGUGAAACUGGGAACAAAGCCACUCAAAGUCAGCUGAAUCUUUGUGCAGUCACUCCCUACGAUGGCAGGAGCAGCGGCAGCAGGAUGUUCGAUUGUGCUCUCUCUCUUCUGUCAUCUGCGACUUCGGAUGUCAACCUGAGUCAUAUGGUGCCACUAUCUGAUACGAUCUCCAUGGUUCAAUAUGGUGGUUUCAUGCAGCACACCCUCUCGCAGGCAGAUAGUGAUGUAAGAACACCAACUGGAUGCAGUAUGGGGAAGAAUGCUGAGAUUAACUGCCACAGCAAGUUUCAGGUUGAAGGUGAAGAUUGCUUGGAUGGCAACAGCCAAAGUCUGCCCUCCUAUUGGCCUUAG
Musa acuminata AAA Group (dessert banana) is the source of this 1129-nucleotide messenger RNA. RefSeq names its product squamosa promoter-binding-like protein 16. Lineage: Eukaryota; Viridiplantae; Streptophyta; Magnoliopsida; Zingiberales; Musaceae. Gene Ontology annotation, cellular component: nucleus. Bases 110 to 1129 code for a protein of 339 amino acids. The record is from RefSeq and is a predicted model, not a curated record. Gene Ontology annotation, molecular function: DNA binding. The transcript has 3 exons.